AUGGAACCACAUAACAUCACACGUGUGUCACAGUUUGUCCUCUUAGGGUUCUCACAGACCCAGGAGCUCCAGAAACUACUAUUCCUGGUAUUCCUCAUUGUCUAUGUCACCACCAUCAUGGGAAACCUCCUUGUCAUGGUCACUGUGACUUUUGACUCCCGACUCCACACACCCAUGUAUUUUCUGCUCCGAAAUCUGGCAGUCAUAGACCUCUGCUAUUCCACGGUCACUUCCCCAAAGAUGCUGGUGGACUUCUUUCACGAGCCCAAGAUUAUCUCCUACCAGGGCUGCAUGGCCCAGAUCUUCUUCCACCUCUUGGGAGGUGCAACUGUCUUCUUCCUCUUGGUCAUGGCCUAUGAUCACUACAUAGCCAUCUCCAGGCCCCUCCACUAUGUCACCUUCAUGAACACUAGGUUGUGUGUGGGACUGGUGGUAGCUGCCUGGGUAGGGGGCUUUGUCCACUCCAAAGUCCAGCUGGCUCUGCUGCUCCCACUGCCAUUUUGUGGCCCCAACAUCCUGGAUAACUUCUACUGUGAUGUUCCACAAGUGCUGAGACUCGCCUGCACAGACACCUCUCUCCUGGAGCUCCUCAUGAUUUCCAACAGUGGCAUGCUGGUCCUCAUCUGGUUCAUACUGCUUCUGCUCUCCUACUCUGUCAUCCUGGUGAUGCUCAGGGCACACUCAGGGCAGGCCAGGAGGAAGGUGGCUUCCACCUGUACCACCCAUAUCAUCAUGGUAUCAAUGAUCUUCAUUCCCUGUAUUUAUAUCUACUCCCGGCCCUUCAUCCCCCUCCCCAUGGGCAAGGCUGUGUCCAUCAGCUACACAGUCAUGACCCCCAUGUUCAACCCCAUGAUCUACACCCUGAGGAACCAGGAGAUGCAGGCAACCGUGAAGAGGCUAGGCAAGAACCUAGUUGUUUGCGGCAUGGCGUGA
Messenger RNA from Talpa occidentalis (Iberian mole), 933 nucleotides. Its product is annotated as olfactory receptor 4D1-like. Gene Ontology annotation, cellular component: membrane. Gene Ontology annotation, molecular function: olfactory receptor activity; G protein-coupled receptor activity. The coding region runs from base 1 to 933 and encodes 310 amino acids. Lineage: Eukaryota; Metazoa; Chordata; Mammalia; Eulipotyphla; Talpidae. The record is from RefSeq and is a predicted model, not a curated record. The transcript has a single exon. Gene Ontology annotation, biological process: G protein-coupled receptor signaling pathway.